This is a messenger RNA of Poecilia latipinna (sailfin molly), 1897 nucleotides long. It is a transcript of the gene ldhbb, whose product is annotated as lactate dehydrogenase Bb. Gene Ontology annotation, biological process: lactate metabolic process; pyruvate metabolic process. The transcript has 8 exons. Gene Ontology annotation, molecular function: L-lactate dehydrogenase (NAD+) activity. The record is from RefSeq and is a predicted model, not a curated record. Gene Ontology annotation, cellular component: cytoplasm. The coding region runs from base 563 to 1630 and encodes 355 amino acids. NCBI's taxonomy places the organism in Eukaryota, Metazoa, Chordata, Actinopteri, Cyprinodontiformes, Poeciliidae.
UCAACUGCACAUAGACAUAUUCCCAAUGUUCAUGUGCAUAAUUCAGAUUCUCAUUUUCAAAUUAUGUGUUAGAUAAUCACAACUAAAACUACGUAUACCUUUAAGAGCUGAUGAUGCAGGUAACUGUGUUCCAUAAAUAAAUGCUCUUAAUGUACAAAUUUAAUUUGGAAUAAAUGCAAACAGGAGGAAGUUUCACUUCAUGAGCUUAUUACUGGAGGGAAAGUUGAGGUUCUUGGGUAGUGCAGGUGCAGCAGAUGGAAGCAGUGUUAAGGGAUUACAGUAACUCCUUUAGCGGCGUGCAGUCAGUGAGAUUAUAGUGUCCCAUCCUCCGUGAGGGGAGGAUGGCUCAGGGAGAGGAGGAGAGAGGAGAUCUGUGCAGCUCGCAGCUCCUUCAUCCGGUCCUGAGUCACAUGUCCUCUACGCUGCUGCUGCUGCUGCUGCUGCUACUGCAGCACACCGGGACACCUACCUCGAUUUUCUGGACUGCACAGCCACCACCGUGGGGACUGUCGUUGAUGCAGCUCUAAGGGAAGCACGCCUUAGGUGUCCCCACCAGUCUGCCAUGCUGAUUACAUGGUGGUAUUUAUACCUAGCAGCUCGGAGCUUCGCCGAACAAACACUGAGAAUGGCUUCAGUCCUGCAAAAGCUGAUCACCCCGCUGUUCACCGGCACUCCUGAGCCCCCCAGGAACAAAGUGACGGUAGUGGGUGUGGGUCAGGUCGGCAUGGCCUGUGCCGUCAGUAUCCUGCUCAGGGAGCUGGCUGAUGAGCUGGCCCUGGUGGAUGUGGUGGAGGACAAGCUGAAGGGAGAGAUGAUGGACCUGCAGCACGGCAGCCUGUUCCUCAAAACCCCCAAAAUAGUCGCAGACAAAGAUUACUCAGUUACAGCAAACUCCCGCAUCGUUGUCGUCACAGCCGGAGUCCGUCAGCAGGAGGGAGAGAGUAGGCUGAACCUCGUUCAGAGGAACGUCAACAUAUUCAAGCACAUCAUCCCUCAGAUUGUACGAUACAGCCCCGACUGCAUCAUCAUUGUUGUUUCCAACCCGGUCGACGUUCUGACCUACGUGACCUGGAAACUGAGUGGCCUUCCGAAGCACCGCGUCAUCGGCAGCGGCACCAACUUGGACUCGGCCCGCUUCCGCUUCCUGAUGGCGGACAAACUUGGCAUCCACUCCAGCAGCUUCAACGGGUGGAUCCUGGGAGAACACGGAGACACCAGUGUGCCUGUAUGGAGCGGGACGAAUGUGGCCGGAGUCAACCUGCAGACACUGAACCCCAACAUCGGCACAGACUUUGAUGAAGAGAACUGGAAAGAAACUCAUAAGAUGGUGGUGGAUAGCGCGUAUGAGGUGAUCAAGCUGAAGGGUUACACCAACUGGGCCAUCGGUCUGAGUGUGGCCGACUUAACCGAGAGCCUCAUGAGGAACAUGAACAGAAUCCAUCCGGUCUCCACCAUGGUGCAGGGCAUGUAUGGGAUCAGCGACGAGGUGUACCUGAGUCUGCCCUGCGUGCUGAACAGCGGAGGCGUGGCCAGUGUGGUCAACAUGACCCUGACGGAUGAAGAGGUGGCCCAGCUGCAGGCCAGCGCCAACACGCUGUGGGACAUCCAGAGGGACCUGCGGGACAUCUAACCCACCACAAGGGGGCGAUGCAGAAGCAUCUCCUCGGUUCGGUUGCUCUUCACUCUGCAGUCACUGAAAACCAUUCGGUUCCACUUGCUUCGCCUCACUCACUUCUUCCUGUAGAUUCUUAUCAUAUUUAGCCGUAGGUGUCAUUUUGAACAUCUAUAAAUGUUCGUGAGGAGAUCAAAGGUGGAAAAAACAGAGGGAAAUGUCUUGAUGUACAUGCUCGGAACCACAAAGCGUUGCUUUGAUGCAAAAUAAAGAAGGUUUACUGGG